This is a messenger RNA of Scomber japonicus (chub mackerel), 3608 nucleotides long. RefSeq names its product MORC family CW-type zinc finger 3a (gene morc3a). The record is from RefSeq and is a predicted model, not a curated record. Lineage: Eukaryota; Metazoa; Chordata; Actinopteri; Scombriformes; Scombridae. The coding region runs from base 1 to 3201 and encodes 1066 amino acids. Gene Ontology annotation, molecular function: ATP hydrolysis activity; zinc ion binding. Gene Ontology annotation, cellular component: nucleus; PML body. The transcript is spliced from 19 exons.
AUGGCGGCCCAAACAGAGCGCGGUGUCCCUCUGAGUACGCUUUGUCCCAAGUUUCUUCACACCAACUCUACCAGCCACACCUGGCCCUUCAGUGCUAUUGCUGAGCUCAUAGACAAUGCCUACGAUCCAGAUGUUUGGGCCAAACAGUUCUGGAUUGAUAAGACUAUAGUCAACGAAGAGGAAUGCCUCAGCUUCAUGGAUAAUGGAAAUGGACUGGACCUUGAAACAAUGCAUAAAAUGCUCAGCUUUGGAUACAGUGACAAGACUGCUGUAGGUGGUGUACAGCCGAUUGGUAUCUAUGGCAACGGUUUCAAGUCUGGAUCCAUGCGUCUGGGCAAAGACGCCAUUGUCUUUUCCAAGUCGAAGGAUGCCUCAUGUGUUGGGAUGCUCUCUCAGACCUACCUGGAAAAGAUCGAUGCUCAGCAAAUAGUUGUACCCAUUCUCCUCUUUGAGCAGACAGGAGCAAAAAAGUUCAGUGUAAAAGAGGAGCACAAAGCCAGUCUGCAAGACAUCUUGCGCUAUUCUCCUUUCAAGACAGAGGAAGAACUUCUCACUGAAAUCAAUGCCAUCGGUAACUCUUGGUCCACAGGGAAAACUGGCACAAGGAUCAUCAUCUGGAAUCUCCGCAGCACGUCCACUGGAACGGAGUUUGAUUUUCAGACAAACCGUUACGACAUCAGAAUUCCAUCUGACGUCUACGAGGAAAUGAGUAAAACUCCUCAAAAUGCAGCGAACAUCACUUUAUACAACCCUGAGAGUGUGUACUCACUGAGGGCAUAUUGCAGUAUUUUGUACCUGAAGCCUCGGAUGCAGAUCAUCAUACGAGGUCAAAAGGUGAAAUCUCAGCUCAUUGCAAAGAGUCUGGCCUGCAUCAGGAAGGACCGCUACAAGCCCACUUUCCUGACCAGACAUGUUCCUAUCACUUUUGGUUAUAACACCAAAAGUAAAGACCAGUAUGGCAUUAUGAUGUAUCACAAGAAUCGUCUCAUCAAAGCCUACGAACGUGUGGGCUGCCAGCUCAGGGCCAAUAACAAAGGCGUUGGGGUUAUCGGGGUCAUGGAGUGUAACUAUCUGGAUCCUACCCACAACAAACAGAGCUUUUUGGAGACUGAUAAGUACAGGAAAACUAUGAGCAAUUUGGGGAUCAAACUGGAGGAGUACUGGAAUGAAAUCCGCUACACAAAGAAUAGAGAGAAUCCAGAUAGCGCCAUACCAGUGGAAGAUACCAUGAAGCGUCCAGAUCAAAACUGGGUGCAGUGUGAUAACUGUUUGCGCUGGCGGAAACUCCCUGAUGGGAUUGACUGCAGCAAGCUGCCAGAUAAAUGGUUCUGCCAGUUGAAUCCUGAUCCUCAGUUCAGGAGCUGCCAGGUAGAGGAGGAGCCUGAGGACUCUGAUGAUGAUCAACCUUCAUACCGCAAAACCUACAAACAACAAGAGAAAGAAGACAAGAAGAAACAAGAUACACAAAGACAAAAGAUAGAGGAAGAACAAAGGCAACGGGAAGAGCAGCGCUUGGCUAAUCUUGCCAAGCAAAACAAGGCUCUUAGACGAAAACUGCGUGAAACAGCUGCGCGUCCACCCUCCACUCCCAUUACCCCAAAGAGCAGGUCACUGCAAGGGGGUGCUGCAAGGGCCGGAUCCUCUCCACAAGGGUCCUCCACCAUUUCCAAAGCUGCCUGCAGCCCCUCCAGUAGCAGUGGUCUUCCAAUUAUCACUAAUGUAUGUUCUCUGUCACCAGCCACCACAAGGGGGAAAAGACUGCCGCCGGUUACUCCACAAAGAACGCCCAAAAGACCAAGAGUAAGUCCCUUGGAUAGAGUUACCUCAGAUGCACCCCUGUCAGUGGAUGCACCGGUCUCCCCGUCAGUCAUCAAUGAGAACGAUGAUAGUGAUGAUAGUGAUGAUACCGAUGACGACAUAUUCAUCUUGGAGACUGCCAGUACCCCCAAGCCAAAAAAGACAGAUUUGGAUUUGUCUAAAGUGGAGAUCAAGCAGGAGCCAAUUGAUUCCAAUGUGGACAUGCUGAUGGAGUGUAGUGAUGAUGCCACUGUGGAUGAUGCGCCUGACGCAAAUGCUGCCGGAACAGGCCCGUCAGAGACAGUGGCUGCGGGAACCAGUACCUCCCCAGCACCUCCUCCAGAGGUGGCCAGCAUCACCACCCAAACAGAAGCACGUAAAAUAAAGGAGGAGAGUCAAACUGAAGAGAAUGGGGGAGCAUGGCAGAGUACAUCUAAUGAGAGUGGAGCACAACUGAAAUCAGAUGUUGGUGUCUGCAGCAUUGAGCAAAGAUUAAUUAAGCAAGAUAGUAACGAUGACAGUCACAGCGGGAACAAAGGAAAGCAGACUUUGCUGAAUGGAAUGAACUAUCUGGAUAGUGACGAAGACGCUGGUCCUUCGUGUGCAAAUGCCUCUGACAAAAAGUCGUCUCCACCGCACUUCGGCAAUAUGGCCGAGGCUCAGGAACAGCAAGAUGAGCUCCUAAAGCUCAUGCAGGCUACAGCUCAGGAGAGAGACUCUUUCAAAGAGCAGGUCAGUCAACUUACCUGUCAGCUGGAAGACAUGCAGAGCAGACUGCAGGAACUGUCUCAGAUCAAUGUAAAGAAGGAGUUGUCUCACCAAGCCAACCAGACAGAGGAGACAGAGGAUGGGAAGGACUACAAAAGUUUGUUUGAAAAGGCCAAACAGAAAGUCGAUGAACUGAUUAAGGACAAAGAGGCUUUGCUGACAGCUGCUGAAACCAAACCCAGUACUUCAGAGGAAAAGGACAUGGAUGAGAUUGCGCUGCAAGUUGACUCUCUGGUACGGGAACUGGAUCAAAGAAACAAGGAGAGAGAUGAACUGCGCUCACAGUUGGACAGCCUGGAGGAAGACAAGGCAAUACUGGCAUCUCAGUGUGAAGAGCUUAGGUUAAGUCUGCAGCAGCAGAGGGAAGAGGCACAGAAGAGAAGCAUAGCUCAACUCAGAACCAGUGACUCCUCUGCACAGACAGAUCCAGUAGAGGCAGAACGGACAGCCGACCUUGGCACAGCUUCAACUUCAGACACUUUGAUUGAGCUACGUCAUAACGUUGGACGCCUGCUUGUCUCCUUUGUGCCGGCUCUGGACCUGGCCCAAGUCAACUAUGAAUGUAAUGUACUCGAUGAGAUCCUACAACAGGUUCUCUCAGAUGUAGAGACUGUAGAGAAAUGGAUCAAGAAAUGAAUACCAUGUGUUCAGAUUGUGUUGGAAAAAUAAGUUGCACUAUAUUCUGUUUUGUUUUUUUUAAUCUCAUAAUCCAAAAAGUAUGUCCAAUAUAUUUUUAUAUUUCCACCCUGUUAAUCUUCUGUGAUGAAAUGCUCUGUGGCACAUUUAGUACUGCUGCUAUGCUGAAAUUUAACUAGAGCUAUUUUAAACAGAUCACUUUAGUCUUUAAACUGAUUGUGCUUGCUUUAGCAGUAUCUACUUGGAAACCAUGAUGGAUUGAAUGUUAAUGAGUUUGAGGUAUGAUGGAAGGAUGGGUUGUGUUUCCUUGAAAACAGUAUUUCUAUGUGAAGUAUUGGUAUGGGAACUAAUAUGAGGAGAAAAUGUAAGCAGCUAAAUGAUGUCUCUCCUCCAAAGCACAUUCCAUU